Messenger RNA from Condylura cristata (star-nosed mole), 1716 nucleotides. RefSeq names its product vomeronasal type-1 receptor 4-like. The record is from RefSeq and is a predicted model, not a curated record. Gene Ontology annotation, molecular function: pheromone receptor activity. Gene Ontology annotation, cellular component: membrane. Gene Ontology annotation, biological process: G protein-coupled receptor signaling pathway. Lineage: Eukaryota; Metazoa; Chordata; Mammalia; Eulipotyphla; Talpidae.
UCAAACUCAGGCUGCAGAAGCUGCGGACAGCUUCACAGUGCUGAGACUUAACCCCCUGCCCCACCAGCGAGGCCCAGCACUGAGAGCCCUUAAGUGAACCCCCCAGAGUGGGGCUGUUGGUGAAGAUGGAGGACAGGGCUGCAACUGGUCAGUCAGCUGCUGAGAACUGACCGGAUGGACCCCUGGGAAUUGGCAGUGGAAAUGAUUUUCUUGUUACAAACUCUGCUUGGGGUCCUGGGGAAUCUUUUCCUCUUUUCCCAUCAGUUCUUCCUCAAUUUCACGGGCUGUAGACUGCGGGCCACUGAUUUGAUAAUCAGGAACCUCAUUGUGGCCAAUUUCCUGGUCCUGAUCUCAAGUGGAAUCUGCUAUCCACUGACAUCUUUUGGGGAGUUCCCUGUCAACGAUUUUGGGUGCAAGUUUUGCCAUUAUGCUCGCCAAGUGGGCAGGGGCGUGUCCAUCAGCACCACCUGCCUCCUGAGUGUGGUCCAGGCCAGCACCGUCAGCCCCCCAGGCUCCACGUGGGCGGGGCUGAGAGACAAAGCUCCCAGGUACACCUGCCCCUCUCUCGCCCUGUGCUGGGUCCUGAACUUGGCACUAAGAGCCUCAUAUCCUGUGUUUGUAAGUAGUUCAAGCAAUACCAACUCCUCAAACAGGAAGAAGUUUGGACAGUGUCAUUUUCUUCAUCAUGACAUAAUCUCAAACUUGUUGUUUGCGUCUUUGCACUUGUCCCCCGAAGUCCUGUGUGUGGGGCUCAUGGCCUGGGCCAGCGGCUCCCUGGUCUGCACCCUGUACCGGCACAGGCAGCGCGUCCGGCACCUGCACAGCUCCAGGGCCACCUCGGCGUCCUCCCCCGAGUCCAGAGCCACCCGCACCAUCCUCCCCCUGGUGAGCACCUUUGUCUGCUUUUACCCCCUCUCCUCCAUCUGCCAGGUGUUCUGGCUGUCCUACGACUCUACCAUGGUCCUGGUGCGAGCCAGCUCCAUCAUCGCUGCCUGUUUCCCGACCGUCAGCCCCUUUGUGCUCGUGAGCUGGGACCUGGGCGCACCCCGACUCUGCUCCAGCUGCAGGAGGAAUCCAGAGCCCCUUCCCCUUAGGAGAGAUGGGUAAAUGGUGCAGCACAGACAUCUGAGUGAGAUCACGGCCACUGCUUCCGAGUCCCAAGCCAGACCGCAGUCAACACGGGAGAUGCAGGUGCCACGAUGGCGGGACAUCACCAAGGCCAGCACAGGGUCACUCGUGUCUGUGUGGAGCUCGCACGUCACCGUGCGGUCGAGGUGAUGCAAAGGUGUUUCUGAGAUUGGAGGCGUCGCUGUGCCUUCAAGGCGGACUCCACAAAACCUGGCCCUUGACUGGGUCGUGUUCUCAAGGAACAAAGUGGGUGUGUCAAUCCCACGCUCUUACCGACAGGAGCAUUCGGCGUUUAAUGCAAGUGAAGAUGAAACCUAGUUUGAGGGCGCCUCUGGAGGCGGCGCGGGAUCGGUCUGCUCUUGUGCGUCUGAGUCACUGGGUGCCGGAGGACACCCCAGCCUGGCCGAGGCACUGAGAAGCCUCCGCAGGGCUCAUCUCUCUGAGCAGAUGACCCCUCUGGUGAUUGCUGGCCGGGAAGGCUUCGACUCCAGGCUGUGUUGGAUCUAUGCGCCGAGAUGGGGGGAGGCGAUUCCCCCCCCUUCAGCAGUAGUCGCCGGCCUCGCUUCCUACUCACACAGCAAGUGUGCG